Molecule: messenger RNA, 357 nt
Organism: Cylicocyclus nassatus
Lineage: Eukaryota; Metazoa; Nematoda; Chromadorea; Rhabditida; Strongylidae
Source: the annotation of a GenBank genome assembly
AUGGUGUAUCUGGUAAUUGACGACGAUAAAAUCUGCAAAACCCUACGAAAAGCCCUCUCAAAAAGACCACGAGGAGCGAGCAAUAGACAGCAGCAAAUGGAAGAGACUGAUAUGCCUCCGGCUAAGAGGAGAUGUUCAUCCAAUCCGCUUAAGCCACCUCAGCCUAAGCCACCUCCAGUCAAGGCGAAUAUUCUCACAUCGGUACCAGCCGCUGGACCUGUGGUGAAUGAAGAAGCUAAGGCGGAUCUGGAAGUCGACUAUAUUGUAAGAGCCGUGCGAGCUGUGCUGCAGGAGAAAAAGAAAAAUUCGAAAAAGAACAUGAAUCCGCUAGUGGAUGAAAUCUCCAGCCUCGACUGA